GGCGGGGCUUACGGUGCGGAGAAUCAGUCCGCUCGCUCACUAGAAGGAAGUGCAGCUGUAUUUAUUUUGAUGCACACGAGUCUUCAUCUCUUCUGGUAAAAUAACGUAAUCCCUAACAUCAGCACAGAGGGCUUUCACCCGGUUGUAUGCAUCUUUCCGGUAACGUUACAUCUAUAGCGGCAGAGGCUGUUUUCACCGGAGCAGCGAGGGUUAAGGUGGGCCUUGCCCGGAUAUCUGUCUGACGAGCGAACCGAGACCGAUCCGGUACCCGCCUCGAGAUAACCAGCACACUCAGUCCUCCGGAGAGCACACUCAGAGCCCGUCAGGACCAUCACAUUCUUGCCAGAUGGCAGAUAACCUGAGCGAAGCCCUGAAGACGCUGAAGCUCUCGUCGGCGGACAGUGUCGAGGGCUGCUUGGACUGCCUGCUCAAAGCUUUGGCCCACAAUAAUGUGGAGACCAGUGGAAAGAUCCAGGAGAUGGGUGUUCUUGCCAUGAUGCCUGCUCUUCUGUCUGCGCAGAACUCAUGCACACCUAAAGUAGCCAACAUCAUUGCAGAGGUGGCCAAAAAUGAAUUCAUGAGGAGCCCGUGUGUGGAAGCAGGACUCAUUCCUCCACUGGUUCAGCUGCUAAACUCCAAGGACCAGGAGAUACUGCUCCAGACAGGACGAGCCCUCGGCAACAUCUGCUACGACAGCCAUGAGGGCAGAAGUGCAGUUGACGCAGCGGGCGGUGCUCAGAUAGUUGCCGAGCACAUUAAGUCUCUGGCCGAAAGCACUGACCCGGCCACCGGGAAGCUCUUGACUGUCUUUUGUGGCAUGCUGAUGAACUAUAGCAAUGAUAAUGACUCGCUGCAGGCUCAGCUGAUCAUCAUGGGUGUGAUCCCAACACUGGUCAGACUGCUGGGAGUUCAUUCUCAAAACACCGCCCUCACUGAGAUGUGCCUCAUUGCCUUUGGAAACCUGGCAGAGCUGGAGUCCAGUAAGGAGCAGUUUGCCUCUACUAACAUUGCAGAGGAGCUGGUUCGCCUCUUCCGUAAGCAGGUGGAGCACGAGAAGAAGGAGAUGAUCUUCGAGGUGUUGGCACCACUGGCUGAGAACGAUGUGAUCAAGCUUCAGCUGGUGGAUGCUGGUCUGGUGGAGUGUCUGCUGGAGGUGGUGGCUCAGACGGUGGACAGCGAUAGGGACGAGGACGUGGCUCAGCUCAAGACAUCCUCAGACCUCAUGGUCCUUCUGCUGUUGGGAGACGAGUCGAUGCAGAAGCUGUUUGAGGGGGGUAAAGGCAGCGUGUUUCAGAGGGUCCUUUCAUGGGUGCCCUCCAACAACCACCAGCUCCAGCUAGCAGGAGCGCUCGCCAUCGCCAACUUUGCCCGCAAUGAUGGGAACUGCAUCCACAUGGUAGACACUGGUAUCGUACAGAAGCUUCUGGAGCUGUUGGACAGACAUGUUGAAGAGGGGAACGUGACGGUGCAGCACGCCGCCCUCAGCGCUCUGAGGAACCUCGCCAUCCCGGUGGUCAACAAAUCUAAGAUGCUCUUGGCUGGUGUGUCGGAUGUAGUGCUGAAGUUCCUCAAAUCUGAGAUGCCUCCAGUCCAGUUCAAGCUUCUGGGAACAUUACGGAUGCUCAUCGACACUCAGGCUGACGCAGCAGAGCAGCUGGGGACGAACACAAAACUGGUGGAGCGUUUGGUGGAGUGGUGUGAAGCGAAAGACCACGCCGGAGUGAUGGGAGAGUCCAACCGCCUGCUGUCCGCUCUCAUCCGACACAGCAAGUCAAAGGAUGUGGUCCGAACAGUCAUACAAGGUGGAGGUGUCAAGCACUUGGUAAUCAUGGCGACGAGCGAACACAUGAUCAUGCAGAAUGAAGCGCUGGUGGCCUUGGGUCUCAUAGCGGCACUAGACCUGGACUGUGCAGAGAAGGACUUUGUCGCUGCUAAUCUGGUGCAGGUUCUACACAGACUACUAACAGAUGAACACAGUGCACCGGAGAUCAAAUACAACUCCAUGAUCCUCAUCUGCUCCAUCAUGGGAUCAGAGCCGCUGCAUAAAGAAGUGCAGAGCUUGGCCUUCAUCGACGUGGUGUCCGGUCUGCGCUCACAUGAGAACAAGACGGUGGCGCACCAGGCCUCUCUCACAGAGCAAAGGUUAACGGCGCAGAGCUAAAGGACUCUUCCACAGCAUCUCCUCCCUGCCUGCUUCCCCUCACACACGUAUCUCUCGUUGUCAUGUGCCAAGCUGUUGUCCCCUCCGCGUUCCCUGCUACAGACUCUCAAAGCCCUCUGUUUGCCCCGUGCAUGCAGAGACGUGUUACCCAAAGGCGGCCAUACUUUGUAGACCGCCUUCUGCAAUAGAUUCAUACCCGAACAGCAAAAUAUUUUUAAAAGACCAUAGCUGUGAUAAAAAAAACAAAACAAUAUGAAAUUCACCUAUAAAGAUAGUCGAGAUAAAAAUAGAACAUGCUGGCAGUGGAUUAGCGCAGCUGUGCUUUCAUGACAUGUAAAAUCACCAACUUGUGCAUGUUUUUUUUUUUUUUUAAUUGUCCAGUUUGUUGAUGUUCAGCUAUUCAAGCCACGCCCAUAUGAUAUGCCACGCCCCCUAUCCUUCUGCUUACUAAUUUACAUAGAAGAGUAGAGAUGAAAUGUGUUUGUACUGUAUAGGGCACCUCUGGACCAGCGCAUGGACUUUUUCAUAUUUUGCCUCCUGGUACUCGUGCCACCCAUAAUCCAUAUCUACUGGAAAGAGCUAAUUCCAUAUCAUUAGUCUGUUGCAUUUACAAAAAUCUGUGAUUAUUGUCAUAUGGAUGUGUGAAGAAGUCAUAUAUCUUGAUACCGAGGACUACAGUCGUUGUAUGUGAUGCUCUUGGAAACAUGAGUUUGAUUAUUUCAGGACCUCAAUAAAACAAGUGACGUCAUUAUAGUAUCAAUAACUUAAAAAGGAUAGUUCACCAAAAAAAUAAAACAAUUCUUUCAUCAUUUAUUCACCUUCAAGUGGUUCCAAAACUCUAUGGCUUGCUUUCUUUUGUUAGCACACACAAAAAGAUGUUUUGAAGAAUGAUGGUAGCCAAACAGUUUUGGGUCUUGUUGACUUCUAUGGUAUUUUUGUCCAUACUGUGGAAGUCAGUGGGACUUGGAACUAUUUAGUUACCAACAUUCUUGAAAAUAUCUUCUUUUGUGUUCCUUCUUUUGUCUGUAGAAGGUAUCUUGAAUAAUUUAGUAUCCAAAUUUUUUCAAGUCCCAUUGACUUCCAUAGUAUUUUUGUCUGUACUGUGGAGGUCAGUUGGACCGAAAUGGUUUGGUUACCAAAAUUCUUCAAAAUAACCUUCUUUUUUGAAGGAUGAAACUAUUUGGUUACCAAAUCCUGCAAAAUAUCUUGUGUUCCACAGAAAAAAUGAAUAACAUUGAAUAGAUACAUUUAACAUAUAUAGUGUACAUAAAAGAUACUUGAAUGUUGGUAACGAAUGUUGGUAACCAGCAUUUUUUGGGGCUUGACUUCCAUGGUAUUAUAUAGUCAGUGAAACCUGAAACUAUUUGGUAACCAAAUUCUUCGAAAUAUAUUUUUAUUUGUUCCACAAACUAAGGAAAUGCCUACAUUCUAUAGAAAGUAUUUUGGGAAAACGUUGGUAACCAGAUAUUUUUGGAUUCAAUUGGACUUGAAUGGUACAUUUUAUCUGUGCUAUGAAAGUUAAAUGGACCUAGAGCCAAAUAAAGAAAUUCAAAGACCCGAAAAGCGAACAAAGAUAUUUUGAAGAAUGUUGGUAACCAGACAGUUUAGUGUCCCAAAGACUUCCAUUGUAUUUUUGUCUAUACUAUGGAAGUCAGUGGGACUGAAACGGUUUGGAUACCAAAAUUCGUCAAAAUAAUCUUCAUAACAUUUAACAUUUGGUUAACAAAUUCUGAAAAAUAUCUUAUUUUGUGUUCCACAGAAGAAAGGAAUUCCAACAUUCUAUAGAUACAUACAAAUAAGAAGAUAUCUAGAUGAAUGUUGGUCACUAAACAUUUGAAGUGAAGUGAAGAAAGGAAUGGCAACAUUCUGUAGAAGGUAUUUUAAAGAUGUUUUGUGUCCUAUUGACGUCCAUUGUAUUUUUGGCCCAUACUAUGGAAGUCAAUGGGAAUGUUGUUUAUCGAUAUAUCUUCUUUUGUGCUCCAGAGAAAAUGCAUGCAAUGCAUACAGGUUUGGAACAACAUGAGUAUGAGUGAAUGAUGACAUGUUUUUCCAUUUUGGGAGGACUAUGCCUUUUAAACAUACAUUCCUGGUCAGGAAAUAACUAGCAUGACUGCCAGUACGCCAUUAGCACACACACACACACACACAUACAGUAGACAUCAUGGCAGAUUACUGAGACAUGUAAGGGCUGGGACAGGUUAAACCGCUGAGCAAGGUAACCGGAUAAUAAUGAUAAUAAUACUUAUGUCUCAGACGACAAACAAUCAUUGUGAAUGUUUCUUUUGAGAAUGUGUUGUUUAGUUUUUUUGCAUGUGUCCUUCUUUCCAUCCUCUCCAGUAUCCUCUGAACAUGCACCUCCUUGCAUGUCCGAUACUGUGAACAUUUCUUAUUUAUCAUGUUUGUACCCUCGAGGAUCCACAUGGCAAUCCAGUUUAUCUACAGUAGAGCCGUACAAAUAUAAACGGAAAUAAUAGUUGUAAAUGUCAUUGAACUGUACAUUUCAAAGAUUUAAACUUAUUAAAACAAUUGCUGGUGACAAAUUUA
Molecule: messenger RNA, 4705 nt
Organism: Carassius auratus (goldfish)
Lineage: Eukaryota; Metazoa; Chordata; Actinopteri; Cypriniformes; Cyprinidae
Product: rap1 GTPase-GDP dissociation stimulator 1-like
Exons: 15
Coding region: 347-2161 (604 amino acids)
Biological process (GO): positive regulation of GTPase activity
Molecular function (GO): protein binding; guanyl-nucleotide exchange factor activity
Source: RefSeq, a predicted model, not a curated record